UCUCUGUCUCCCUCUCUGUCUCCCUCUCUGUCCCCCUCUCUGUCCCCCUCUCUGUCUCCCUCUCUGUCCCCCUCUCUGUCCCCCUCUCUGUCCCCCUCUCUGUCCCCCUCUCUGUCCCCCUCUCUGUCUCCCUCUCUGUCCCCCUCUCUGUCCCCCUCUCUGUCCCCCUCUCUGUCUCCCUCUCUGUCCCCCUCUCUGUCCCCCUCUCUGUCUCCCUCUCUGUCCCCCUCUCUGUCCCCCUCUCUGUCUCCCUCUCUGUCCCCCUCUCUGUCCCCCUCUCUGUCUCCCUCUCUGUCCCCCUCUCUGUCCCCCUCUCUGUCUCCCUCUCUGUCCCCCUCUCUGUCCCCCUCUCUGUCUCCCUCUCUGUCCCCCUCUCUGUCUCCCUCUCUGUCCCCCUCUCUGUCCCCCUCUCUGUCUCCCUCUCUGUCCCCCUCUCUGUCCCCCUCUCUGUCCCCCUCUCUGUCCCCCUCUCUGUCUCCCUCUCUGUCCCCCUCUCUGUCCCCCUCUCUGUCCCCCUCUCUGUCCCCCUCUCUGUCUCCCUCUCUGUCCCCCUCUCUGUCCCCCUCUCUGUCCCCCUCUCUGUCCCCCUCUCUGUCCCCCUCUCUGUCCCCCUCUGUCCCCUCUCUGUCCCCCUCUCUGUCCCCCUCUCUGUCUCCCUCUCUGUCCCCCUCUCUGUCCCCCUCUCUGUCUCCCUCUCUGUCCCCCUCUCUGUCCCCCUCUCUGUCCCCCUCUCUGUCCCCCUCUCUGUCCCCCUCUCUGUCCCCCUCUCUGUCCCCCUCUCUGUCCCCCUCUCUGUCCCCCUCUCUGUCUCCCUCUCUGUCCCCCUCUCUGUCCCCCUCUCUGUCCCCCUCUCUGUCCCCCUCUCUGUCUCCCUCUCUGUCCCCCUCUCUGUCCCCCUCUCUGUCCCCCUCUCUGUCCCCCUCUCUGUCUCCCUCUCUGUCCCCCUCUCUGUCCCCCUCUCUGUCUCCCUCUCUGUCCCCCUCUCUGUCCCCCUCUCUGUCCCCCUCUCUGUCCCCCUCUCUGUCUCCCUCUCUGUCCCCCUCUCUGUCCCCCUCUCUGUCUCCCUCUCUGUCCCCCUCUCUGUCCCCCUCUCUGUCCCCCUCUCUGUCCCCCUCUCUGUCUCCCUCUCUGAUGGCUCAGCCGGCAGCGUCGCCUGGUUCUCAUUUCCCCGAGCUGGCGCCGCUGCUGCGCGCGCCCGGGACACGAGCACGAGAUCGCACGGGAGCGCGCCAGGCGUGA
Molecule: messenger RNA, 1239 nt
Organism: Erinaceus europaeus (western European hedgehog)
Lineage: Eukaryota; Metazoa; Chordata; Mammalia; Eulipotyphla; Erinaceidae
Product: DNA-directed RNA polymerase II subunit RPB1-like
Source: RefSeq, a predicted model, not a curated record